Messenger RNA from Nothoprocta perdicaria, 3904 nucleotides. RefSeq names its product nucleoporin 160 (gene NUP160). NCBI's taxonomy places the organism in Eukaryota, Metazoa, Chordata, Aves, Tinamiformes, Tinamidae. Bases 1 to 3822 code for a protein of 1273 amino acids. The transcript has 34 exons. Gene Ontology annotation, molecular function: structural constituent of nuclear pore. The record is from RefSeq and is a predicted model, not a curated record. Gene Ontology annotation, cellular component: nuclear pore.
AUGGUCCCCGGGGACACGGGCACCUCAUUACAGUCCCCAUCCCAGGAGCUGAUAGCAGAGAGCCAAGUGCAGUCGGUAUUCACAGACAUUGGCAAAAUCAACUUCCGAGACCCUUCCAACUACUGCCUGAUCCCCAGCGUGCCGGGCCUGGCGCCCAACUCUGUCGCCUCUGCGGCUUGGCUUAGCAGCGACGGAGAGGCCCUCUUUGCCCUUCCCUCGGCUACGGGGGGAAUCUUUGUCCUCAGGCUGCCUCCCCAUGAUGCGCCUGGGACACCUUCGGUUGUGGAGCUGAAGCAGAGCUCAGUGGUGCAGCGUUUCCUUACUGGUUGGAUGCCAACUGCCAUCAGAGGCGACUGUGGCCCGUCAGACCUGCCCGUCAGCCUCUCUGUCCACUGCCUGGAUCACGAUGCCUUUCUCUUCGCUCUCUGCCAGGACCAUAAGCUCCGAAUGUGGUCCUACAAGGACCAAACGUGCCUGAUGGUUGCGGAUCUCCUGGAAUUCGUGCCAGUCAGCAGGGACCUGCGGCUGACGGCCGGCACAGGGCACCGCCUGCGCCUGGCCUUCUCCCCAGCCCUGGGGCUCUAUCUCGGCGUGUACCUGCACGCGCCCAAGCGAGGGCAGUUCUGCGUCUUCCAGCUGGUGAGCACUGAGAGCAACCACUACAGCCUGGACCAUGUGUCCUCGCUCUUCUGCUCGCAGGAGACCCUGGUUGACUUUGCCUUAACCUCGUCUGAGAUCUGGGCACUAUGGCACAACGAGGAGAACCAAACGGUUGUGAAAUACAUCAACUUUGAGCAGAAUGUUGCUGGCCAGUGGAACCAGGUCUUCAUGCAGCCACUGCCUGAAGAAGAAGUGACGGUUCGACACGAUCAGGACCCCAGGGAAACCUACCUGGAGUACAUCUUCAUGCCCGGCCGCUUCACACACGCUGCCAUCCAGAAGGCUCUACAGAUCUUUUCUCAAGGAGCUGAGAGAGACUUGGAUCUGACGUGGGAUGAGUUAAAAAGGGAGGUUACCUUGGCUGUGGAAAGCGAGUUCCACAGCAGCGUCACAGAGUACGAAUGCUCCCUGGACGAGUUCUGGCAGCUGCAGGUGGAGUUCUGGUCCAAGUUUUACGCCUGCUGCCUUCAGUACCAGGAGGCGCUCUCGCGGCCCCUGGCCCUGCACCUGAACCCCUACACCGGCAUGGUGUGCCUGCUCAAGAAGGGCUCUCUGUCCUUCCUCAUGCCCUGCUCCAUGGUGGACCAUCUCUAUCUGCUCUCUAACGAGCACCUCCUGACUGAGGAUGACGCUGCCGUCUUUGAUGAUUUGGAGAUGUCUCGUGAUGUUGUCUGUCUUGUCCAGUGCCUUCGGCUGAUCGGAGAAUCCGUUUCCACGGAUAUGGCAUUCCUAAUGGAAAUGGCUUGCUCCCGCCUCCAGCCUCCAGAAAAGGCUGCAGAGCAGAUCUUGGAGGACUUGAUAGCUAAUGACACGGAAAACGUGAUGGAGGAGAUUCACAGCAAGCUGCAGGAGAUCCGAAACCCCAUCCAUGCCAUGGGAGUGCUCAUCCGCGAGAUGGACUACGAGAUGGACGCGGACAUGGAACGAGCUCAGCCCCUCUUGGGCCGCAUGAACCUGGCGCAGCUCCUGGGUAGCAGCACCGCAGCUGCUGUGGUCUGCAGUGGUGUGGCCCGGAUGGCCACCACCCGCUUCCUCGUCUGCCGGGACCUGCUUGUCCUCCAGCAGCUCCUGCUGCGCCUUGGGGAGCCUGCGCUGCUGGCAGGAGGGCAGCUGCUGCCGUCUCCCCAGGACCUGCUACACCGCACGUGCCCCCUACUCCUCUCCUACUACCUCAUCCGGUGGGCGAGCGGCUGCCUCGCUGCGGACGUCCCCGUGGACACGCUGGAAUCCAACCUGCAGCAUCUGUCUGUCUUGGAACUGGCGGAUACGACUGCCAUAACGCCCCACAAACUAGUGUCCGGCCCCCAGACCAUCGUGGAGCUCUUCUUCCAGGAGGUGGCCAGGAAACACAUCGUGUCCCGACUCUUCUCACAACCGAGUGCCUCACUGGCUGAGACGAGUUUGAACUGGCCCCACCUGAUCACCGCCAUAGUGGCCGACUUCCUGCCACUCCUGUGGCCCAGCAAUCCCGGCUUCCUCUUUCCCGAGUGCUUGAUGGGGAGCUGUCAGUACACCCAGCUGCAGGAAUACAUCCGUUUGCUGCAGCCCUGGUGCCAUGUGAACAUGGGCUCCUGCUGCUUCAUGAUGGGCAGAUGCUACCUGGUCAUGGGCGAAGGGCACAAGGCGCUGGACUGUUUCUGCCAAGCUGCGUCCGAGGUGGGGAGGGAAGAGUUCCUGGACAGGCUGAUCCAGGCUGAGGAGGGCGAGAUGGUCUCCACGCCGCGCCUACAGUACUACAACAAGGUUCUGCGCUUGCUGGACAUGGUUGGGCUACCAGAACUGGUCAUCCAGCUGGCCACACUGGCCAUCAUGGAAGCUGCGGAUGACUGGAGGAGCCAGGCUACCCUGAGGACCUGCAUCUUCAAGCACCACUUGGAUUUAGGACAUAACAGUGAAGCGUACGUGGCCUUAACGCAAAACCCGGACCCGAGCAGGCAGCUUGACUGCCUGCGCCAGCUCGUGGUGGUUCUCUGUGAGCGYUCCCAGCUGCAGGACCUGGUGGAGUUCCCCUUCAUCAACCUCCACAAUGAGGUGGUGGGGAUCAUCGAGUCGCACGCUCGAGCGGUGGACCUGAUGACGCACAACUACUACGAGCUGCUCUAUGCCUUCCACGUCUACCGGCACAACUAUCGCAAGGCCGGCACGGUCAUGUUCGAGUACGGCAUGCGGCUCGGCAGGGAGGUGCGCACGCUGCGAGGCCUGCAGAAGCAGGGCCACUGCUUCCUGGCCGCUGUCAACUGCCUGCGCCUCAUCCGCCCCGAGUACGCCUGGAUCGUGCAGCCCGCCGCAGGAGCCGUGUAUGAGCGCCCAGGAGCAUCCCCAAAGAGAAGCCACGACGGGGAGUGCACGGCCGUGCCAGCCACGCGCAAGAUCGAGAUCCUGGAGCUGAAGGACCUGGAGAAGGAGUGCGUGCUGGCGCAGAUCCGGCUGGCGCUGGUGCAGCACGACCUGUCCACGGCCGCUGUGGCAGGCAGCUCCACACCCGAGGAGACUGCCGCGCUCCUGGUGCGCGCUGGCCUCUUCGACACCGCCCUCAGCCUGUGCCACACGUUCCAGCUGCCCCUGGCACCCAUCUUUGAGGGACUCGCGUUCAAGUGCAUCAAGCUGCAGCUGGGAGGGGAAGCGGCGCAGGCCGAGGCUUGGGACUGGCUAGCAGCCAACCAGCUCUCUGCGUUGGUCACCACCAAGGAGUGCAGCGCCACGGAUGAAGCCUGGCGCCUGCUCUCGUCCUACCUGGAGCGCUACCCGGCGCCCAACAGCCUCUACCAUCGCUGCGUCAUCAGCAAGCUCUUGGCGCACGGCAUCCCGCUGCCCACCUGGCUCAUCAACAGCUACAAGAAAGUGGAUGCUGCUGAGCUGCUGCGCCUCUAUCUGAACUACGACCUGCUUGAGGAGGCUGUGGACCUGGUGCUGGAGUACAUCGAUGCCGUGCUCGGCAAGGGCCACCAGUACUUUGGGAUUGAGCUGCCGCUUUCGGCCACCGCCGCUGCCGUGUGGCUGCCCUACACAGCCAUCGACCAGCUGCUGCAGGCGUUGAGCGAGAGUGCCGGGAGCCAGCAGAGUCACGGGCUCUACCAGCGUGUGCGCGACAAGGUGCAACACUACCAGGAGCGGGUGAGCGCAGCCACGCGGGACCGCCUGUACCGGCAUGACGCGCCCUAGUGCCCCGCGGUGACUGCCCGGGGACACCUGGCCUUUGGUGACAUGCCCCCCCUGCCCUGCCCCGCUCCAGGGGCGCACCAGG